This is a messenger RNA of Trichoplax adhaerens, 1839 nucleotides long. RefSeq lists its product as uncharacterized. The record is from RefSeq and is a predicted model, not a curated record. The transcript has 15 exons. The coding region runs from base 1 to 1839 and encodes 612 amino acids. Lineage: Eukaryota; Metazoa; Placozoa; Uniplacotomia; Trichoplacea; Trichoplacidae.
AUGUCCUGCGGCCCUGCGCAUUGUGCCAUUGUCGUUGAAAAUGAAGUCCACACAUUGAGCUAUGGACUUAAUCAUGAUGGCAAGCUUAAUAAACAAGAUGGGUUCCUUAUGAGUGUUAUAAGGCUAUCUCCUUUUGAAAAAAUCGCUAUUAAAGAAGUUUCUUGUGGUGCUGAGCAUACGGUGGCAUUAACUAAGCAGGGUGUGAUUUAUGGUUGGGGAUCUUCCAGUUUCGGUCAGUGCUGCUUUAUUAUUACUGAAUUAAAGCUGGGAUCAGAGGCUGGUUGUUGUUACCAACAGCCAUCAUUGAUUGGGUUUUUCAACAAUCCUUGCAUUACUGUCGCUUGUGGCUUUUAUCAUACCUUGACUAUCACUGACGAUCAUUCCCUUUGGAGCUGGGGAUGGGGUAUCCAUGGUCAGCUUGGUCACAGCAGGGUUCAGUUUACACAUUCGGGUCAAGCUGUAGUUACCUAUGACGAGAUUACUUUUGUUUGGGGUAGGAGCCAACAGGACAAUUUAAAAAAGUCUCUUAAUCCUCAAAGCUAUGACAGGCUGCAGAAAAAUUUAUAUUUGGGUGAUGGCAAAGAAUUUCAUGUGUUUGAGCCUAAGCAGGUCUUGAUACCAACUAGGGGAAAAAUCCUACAGGUCAGCUGUGGUUUGGAUUAUACAAUUGUUUUGGUGAAAGGAGGGAGUGUUUUCAUCAUUCGUCGUGGCUGUAUUAAAGAAGUAGCUACCAACUCAAGAAGCUGGAAUGGCCCUAAGAAUAUUCAAAGUGUCUGUGGUGGAUACUUCUAUUCAGUCCUUACUGAUGACCUAGGCAGAGCGUGGGUUAUAGAUCAAAUUUUUGAUGAUGUUAAAUGUCACAUUGUUAAAAACAUAACUACCACUUCUGGUAUUGAUGAGAGAAAAUCCCUUAAUGACAUUGAGCAGGAUGGAAAUAAGUUGAUAACCAAAGUCGAUUCCAGUAAUAAUAAUCUAGAAAGUGAUAUCUCAUUUAAACCAUACAACUACGAUUCUGUAGGAAUUGCACUCUCAAUGUUAAAAGGAAUAUAUAAUAACGAAAAUUUGAUAAGGUUUUGCAUAGAUGGUAUGCAUUGGGAAUUCGUGUCAAAACUUUUCGACAAUUGUAACUUAAUUCCUCAGAUAUUUAAUGCUUGGAAAGUAGUCAAUAUGCCAAACGAAGCCAUUGAAAAUAUUUUGAUGGACUAUUUAGAAGUUCUAUCGAGAUGUUUGAUUUACUUGUUGUAUAAGCAAUCGCAUAAUGGGAAUGUCAAUAUUCAUAGUUAUAUGAAUCGAAAAAUAUUCACUCCUAGCAUGUGUUUCAAUGUUAAAUUUAUAAAUGUUGCUUUACAAAUGCUGGAGAAUGAUAAGUUAUCCUAUGCAGAAGUUUACCAAGCUCGUUUUAGAUCCCAUUCCAGCAACGAUGGCCUAAUCGCACGGCAUUUUUGUCGUGAUACAGGCAAAAAUUUCGAUACUUAUAAGCGUAGAUGGCAGCAAGUUGCUAAUAACGUCGACAAGGAUAUAUCAUACGAACAGUGCCUUUCAGUAUCACCUGCGUUGAAAAGGGUCAGCAGUGGUAGCUCAUUCGAUAUCUUGCGCAGGGAUGAAGAUGAUGUUGAAUCUAGGAAUAUUGUUAUCUUCGGUUGUGGUCAUAGUUAUAGCAGAGAUUACUUUGAUUCGCAUGUUCUUAAAGGUUACUUGGACAGGUCAAAACUCAGAGAUGAUAAGGAAGCCACCUUUUCUAAGACUUUAAUCAGAUUAUAUUCGCGUGCCGUCACUGAACAGAAAAUUCCAUCUGCUUGUAUAAUUUGUGUUUCUAAAAUUUUAUCUGCUUUAAAAUAG